Molecule: messenger RNA, 1990 nt
Organism: Exophiala viscosa
Lineage: Eukaryota; Fungi; Ascomycota; Eurotiomycetes; Chaetothyriales; Herpotrichiellaceae
Exons: 6
Coding region: 154-1884 (576 amino acids)
Cellular component (GO): lipid droplet
Source: RefSeq, a predicted model, not a curated record
GGAAGUACUGCGAGGCUACCCCAGGCGCAGGCGCAUGCAGCAAUAGAAUGUCCGGAGUGAUCUUGGUCUCCAUAUGUGCUCGUUCAUGCAACACUGACCAGCCCUGAUGAGGAUCCGCGAGACACGGCAUAGCAUGCAAGGUCGGAUGUUGACAUGGCCGCUCCAAAUCCCCUGAGGAUUGACACCAGCAGCGAACCUCCCAUACCUCACAUCGCUGCCCUCUUCGUUGUCAAGUUUGACCACCGCAAAGGCUACACACUAGGAUGGCACAGAGCCACGGAAGACGUCACUCUCGAAGGAGUCGUCGAGUACAAAUCGCUGCCUUCAGGCCUACACAGUGUUGAGGAGGACUUGGUAUAUUUCAUACACGACGAAUAUGCCGGUCUCAGCACCUUCAUCAACAAGCCCGACGAACAGUCCGAUCGAGCAGCUCGAAUGCUAGCAGUUGGCGUGAUUGUUCCACUCGAGCAUGGCCGCAUGGGAAGAAGCUGGCGUCAUGCUGUUGUUCUCAAAGAGCUUGCAAGGUCUCAAAUCGAGGAUGGCGAUAACACGACUGCAUUGGAAGAGUACUGGGACAAACAUAAACUUACGCCAGAAAGUCGGACCGGUUCAGGUGCGCAGGAUCCUCAACAGACGAAUGGAUACCGCAAGUCAAGGUCAAUGAGCGCAGCAACUACCUUCAUAUCAGGGCAUCACGCACUCAUACCUCACCAUCCUGCCUCGACUCUGGAAGAAUCGGUCAAAACAUUCGGCCCAUUGAUAUUCCCGCUUUACCGCGCGGCAUUACUACGAAAGCGCAUACUAAUAGUCACAGACACCCCUGUGGAGUUCAGUUGCAACCUUGUAUAUAAUAUGUCCAUUUUGUCAUCUGUAUCAACAUCACUAUUAUCUCUAAUACCCGAGGGAGAUGUCCCACCAUACUGGCUUCGGCCUCUCUUCACCGUGGGAGUGCUGGACAUUCCACAGCUGGAGCGAAAUAAAACACCAACGACCACGUCAUCCUCGGACGACAGCUGGAUUGCUUGCACUACGGACGAUGUUUUAAGCACCAAACCCGAUUUGUAUGAUAUUCUGGUUCUUAUGCCUCGAUCAGAUUCGAAGACGGAGUCAAACAGGGUCUUCCCAAAGAUCGUACCCUCCAAGCCGGAGCUGACCAAGGCGUUCCCGAAAACAGGAAUCAAAUCUACCCAGCGAGACUACGACCGUUUCGUGCAUCUCUUUCAAGCUCUGCAACGUUUUGCGCCGAGUCCAGUGACCAACAACGACUUCUCUGCUGAUGGCACGAAUGACGCCUCCUCGAUAGCAUCUGGAUCAUCAGGAUUCUCAGAGAACAAGGUUGUUGUCGAGCCAUCUUCGUGGUCUCGAGCGGCUUACACAUCACUUGUUUGGUGGGCUUCAGCGGGAGAUAGACGAGCUGGACUGGGUGAUUCGGAAGAAGACGACAAGGAACGAGACUUGGCCCUACUACAUUAUGAAGGCGAUGACGAGCAGACUCGUGAGGUGGCACUUGUGGCAUACUUUCACUCCAUGACCAAAGCUUUAUUUCAGACAAUUGCUGAAGCCGUCGCCCGAGCAGAUGGCAAGAGCCUGCAAGAAGAUGCUUAUCAUGAUGACGAUGAUGACGAGAAUGAUGCCAGCCCGGCCGACCCCAAUUCGACCAGACAACCCCCCGUCGUCGAGGGCGAUGAAACAGAAAACCUGCUAGGUAGGGACGGUGAAAAAGGCGAUGUCGAGAUCUCACAAGACGAUAUGACAGCCAUGGGACUGGACAGUUGGAGUGCCUCGGAUAAACAAUUUGUAGAGAACUUUGUACAUCUCUGGUGGGGACGAAAAGCCGUUGUCCAUGCUGGGGUGAUUGAGUGUUGCGGCAUUAGGAUUAUAUAGACAUCCAGUAUUCCUGCUGCAGAAUUCUGCCUUGGAAAACAGAAAGUGUCUGGCAUCGCCACUAUAUCACUGUAACAAUUCUACUAUCUGGUUUCGGGUUUGACGA